AUGAGGCGCCCCACCAUGUGUGCCAUGGACGUCAUGCUGGAAGCCUUGGUGCAGAACUGCCCCAGCAGGAGAAUGAGCGAGGAGCUGCACAGCAUGUUUCAGGUUCUGCUCCGCUUCCUCAGCUCCCAGGAUGUGCAUGUCCGUACGAGAGCCCUGCGUGGGGUUUUACAGAUGAUCCGUAAUUUUAUGGAAAAAGACUGGGAGGGCCCUGAAGCUUACGAGCCACUCAUUGACUUCUACUUCCCAAUCCUGGGAGAGCUGCUGGGUCACCUCAGCCUUUUCAACUGUGGCUACGAAAGCACCAGAGCUCCAGCUUUACAAGCGCUUCAUCGCCUCCACGUGUUUGUCAAACGACAAAGAACAACAAGCCUGUCAGAGGAGAUGGAAAACUACGUGCGUCUCCAUGAGAAGCCGGAGGAUAGAAAGUUCACAGAUAAUGACUUUCCCACUCCCAAAGAUUGCGCCGAGUUGUUUGGAGGAUACCUCAAGCCUGCUGAGAGGAUGGCCGUCGUCCUCACAGCCCUUCAAGCGAUGGUUGACUCCAGCAUCCAUGACAAGGAGGCGGCCUGCAGUGUGAUGGCCGUGGCCAUGGAAGACCACGCCUUCUGGAUGCCAGAUAAAGCCCAGUUCAUGACCUUCAUCUGCAAGAACUUGAGGAGCAUCACCACAAAGGCAGCGCGGCACUGCCUGGACUCCCUGCUCCUCCUUCUGACCAGCCAGAUGCCCACGGAAGAAGUCAGGAGCCUGCUGAAGUCCUCUCCACCAAGCGACAGCAACGCCCUGGACACGUGGGAGGUGAUGCUCUGCAUGCCGCGGACCUUGGAGAAGGUCUUGAAGGAGGUGACCAAGGGCUCACAGCUGAGCAGGCUGGUAGAAGGAGUCACAGAAGACACCUGUAUCCUCUUCUUGGCUCUAAUGGCAAAGAGUGAAGAUAAUGAGGACUUUUUUGGUGACCUACGCCACCUCAAGACUUUUCUGAAGCAUCCAAGCGUGGAGAUGCACAGCGUGGUGCUCAGAGGGCUUGUCGUACUCUCCGAGACACGGGAGAAGGCAAGAAAAAUGCAGGUGGUGCUGCCAGAGAUCAUGGCCACCCUGCAGGAUGCCAGCGCAGACAUCAAGAUGAAGGCCCUGUUUGUCAUUCAAAACAUCAUGGACUGCGCAAAGAGGAAGGAGGCCAGCUCCAUCGCCGUGCAGCACGCCGAGGAGCUCCUGCUUCUCUUUGUCGAUGAGUCCAGUGAUGUGCGGGCGUCCUCCAUCCGUCUCUACAGAGACAUGGUGCAGGCCGUGGUCUGGUGCCACCGGAGCAGAAUGAAGGGGACGGUGCGCAGGGGCCUGGUCCCACUGCUCCUUCGGAUGCACGAUGAGAACCAGGACGUGGCCCAGGCUGCCAGGAAAGCCAUUGUACAAAUGGCCCGUCUCCUGCGCUGGAACGACCUCCUGGAGCUGGCUGAGAAACAGGAGACGUGGAGGAUCGCACAGUGCUUGCUGCAGCGGGACCAGAGCAGGGCAGAGGAAUACCUGCAGCAGAGCCAGCCCUACCUGCAGGACCCUCAGGCCACCGUGCGAGUGGAGGCCGUGAGGUUCAUUGGGCUUGCUGCGCGCUACUCAAGGGACCUGAGCGAGAAGCAGCGACAGGACAUCAUCACGGCCCUGGUGCCUUUGGCCCGUGACGCGGAGAGCUCGGUCCAAAGCUUGGCAGUGCAGACCACGUUGAUCCUCAGAGCGACCACGAGGACAGCGACAUCACGACGGGGCCUGCGAGCGCUGUGCUGUCUGUUCCGCUGA
Molecule: messenger RNA, 1785 nt
Organism: Lagopus muta (rock ptarmigan)
Lineage: Eukaryota; Metazoa; Chordata; Aves; Galliformes; Phasianidae
Exons: 15
Coding region: 1-1785 (594 amino acids)
Cellular component (GO): cytoplasm
Source: RefSeq, a predicted model, not a curated record